This is a messenger RNA of Bacidia gigantensis, 2172 nucleotides long. RefSeq lists its product as uncharacterized. Bases 1 to 2172 code for a protein of 723 amino acids. Lineage: Eukaryota; Fungi; Ascomycota; Lecanoromycetes; Lecanorales; Ramalinaceae. The transcript is spliced from 3 exons. The record is from RefSeq and is a predicted model, not a curated record.
AUGCUAGGAACGCCCAUAGCUGACGAUCGCAAAAGCGGUAAAGUCUCCUACCCAGAUCUGAAAAACCCAGGUGGCGAUUUUGAAGAAGGUGAGCGAACCACGAGACGCCUUUUCUCUGCUGACCAGUCAUCAGGGGCAGGAGGUGGCCGUCGGUGCCUUGUAGAGCUAAAGGACGGUGCCCGAUGUCAAGAGAGGGUCAAAGGGCGUGGUGCAUGCCGCGAUCCUGAUCAUCAGGCUCAGCGUGAAGGCAGAUGUACCGCACUCAAAUCAGACGGAACACCGUGCAAUAAGUUCCCGACACCAGGUUUUGUAACGUGCAAGUUCAACGGCCAUCGCGAGCAAGACCCUGCCGUCAUGGCGAAAAAGCCCGAAGCUCAGAUCCGUCCUGAAGCUGGCGCUUCAAUCGGAAAUCAUACCCCGGACCCGGCGCCUUCGUCAUCAGGUCCCCUGGAAGCUGGGGAGCGAAGCGUGCAAGAAGCCAACAAAAAGUCCUCAGAGUCACGUCAGGCAGGCUCUCAGACCAAAGGUAUCAAGCCAUCUCAUACAGCCCCUCAAGUCUCGGAAUCGCAACCCAAGUCCACUUCAAUACAAAGAACAAAGUCGGACCCGCAAACCCCCCUCGACAAACUCCGAGUCGUGGUCAAACAAGCCAGAAGAAAACAAGAUCUUGUAGAGCGGGGCAUAAUCCUAAAAACAGAAUCGAUCGGCGGCGGGCUCACACCCUCUGAAAAGACCUAUCAAGACCCCGGACAUCGUAUGGGAGCAGUUCCGGUACCAGAGCUGAGCGCAGACUUGACAGCGCUAAAGUUGGAAGUGCAUGAUCUGGCUGAAAAGCAAACUGCCACAGUGAAGGACCUGAGUGAGAUCAAGUCUAAGGUGGAAAAGAACGGGACAGCAGACCUGACAGAGAUAAAGUUGAGACUCCAUAGUCUGGGGCAAGAACAGACUACCACUUCACAGGAGCUGAGCAAGUUGAAAUCCGAGGUUGAAAGUAGUGAGGGGUAUUUCACGUACCAGGCGGAAAGAGAUGGGAAGUCUUUUGAUGUAGAACCCGACCGUCGAUUAAAGCUUGCAGACGAGGGAGUCAAAGCUGAGAAGAGGACGGACAUGCGUGAAUAUCGGGAAUUCCAGGAAGAAACCAAGCAAUCUUUGAGCCGAUUAACUACGCAGUUAGCAGAAGUCAAAAUGCAAGCCGCCACCCUCGACUCGAAGUGUGAGAACGCUAGUAUUGGGAAGUCGAAGUAUGUGAAGCAGCUGGAGGAUCACAUCUCCAAGUUCAGGCACCUUCCACAGGAAUUCGAAAAUUGUCGAAAAUUCGCAGACGAGAAUUUUGAGUAUAUGAUUCGUCGAUUCCAAAAGCUCGAAGUCAUUCCGGAGCCUCUUACCAAGGCCGAUUUGUUCACCUUAAGGCAUGAGGGAGCUUCGAGAAUCGAUUUCGAGGAACUGGAUACUCGAGUCCAACAGCUCGAAACCGCUCGAGAAUCAGAGCCUUCCAAUGGCGAGAUGGUCAAUUGGACACUCUCGGAGAUGCGGGAGAAAGCCUCAAUUGUGGCCGACAGUCCUACGACGGUAGGGAUGUCCGAAGGUUUGGUCCCGACGAAUUUCCAGCUUCAAGACCUUCAAUCUCAACUAGCAUCUCAAGCGAGUGAAACAAGGAAGGCUAAUCAGGUUCUCUUAACCCAGCAAGCUGACAUAGUCAAGUUGAGAGGCAACCUAAGAGAGCUUGCCGUACGUUAUACUGGCAAUAAGAAGUCUGUGAGCGGGGACUUGCAGGACCUACGCCGGAUGGGAAAUGAUCAAGCGACUCGAUUGUUUUCUAUCCAGAACAAUUCUCAAGCGUUCGCAAACAACACGAUAAGACAGCUCACGUCAUUACAAGACGCUGUCAGUGCCCUGCAAGGCUUGCUUCCUACGCAGGCUCCUUUCCCUGAUAUGCACAUCCACAGUCAAGGGUCUGGCCCACAAGCGCUGCACGGUGGCGGCGAGAGGCCAUCGGGACACCAGACGGGACUCAAUCGCAGCACCGAAAGUUUAGACUCCGAAGGGAGACUGGAACAGUCAUCAGAGGUGCAGAAACAGCGUGAACGCGUCAAAAACAUGCAGAGAGCACUUUCGGUCAAAUACGGCAAUGUAGAUCGUCCGAAUGAAGACUUUCAAGAGCACGCCGGAUAG